Messenger RNA from Cololabis saira (Pacific saury), 5531 nucleotides. It is a transcript of the gene ticrr, whose product is annotated as TopBP1-interacting, checkpoint, and replication regulator. The record is from RefSeq and is a predicted model, not a curated record. NCBI's taxonomy places the organism in Eukaryota, Metazoa, Chordata, Actinopteri, Beloniformes, Belonidae. Gene Ontology annotation, molecular function: chromatin binding. The transcript is spliced from 23 exons. Gene Ontology annotation, cellular component: nucleus. The coding region runs from base 128 to 5368 and encodes 1746 amino acids. Gene Ontology annotation, biological process: mitotic DNA replication checkpoint signaling; response to ionizing radiation; mitotic G2 DNA damage checkpoint signaling.
UCGUUCAAGGAGCGGGAAAGGACGAGAAAGAAAAUGGCGACUUGAGUUGGUUUGUUUUUAUUAAUAAAUCCAUGGUUUGAACGGCUCUGUAAACACUCGAACCGGGUCGGUACCGGUUCUGCUCCACAUGGCUCUGCAGAACCUGGUGUUCGUGGUGGACGUGGACCCGGCCCCGGGCCGGGCCGAACCGGUUCUGCUGAAGCGGGCGGUUCUGCUGACGCUGCUGCACUUCGGGUACCGGUUCGGGUUCGGCCGGGUCCGCUGGGGGUACCGCUUCUUCGGUACCGGGUCCGGUACCGGCCGGCCCGGCAGGGCGUCGGACUUCAGGGAGGUUCGGAACCGAACCUUCCAGGACUUUGAGCUGGAGCUGGACCGGGCUGUCCAGAACCAGAACCAGAACCAGAACCAGCACCAGCACCAGAACCGGGCCGGUUCCGUCCACUCCGCCCUGAAGGAAACUCUGCUGGAUUUCCAGUGGGACCGACCAGACAUUACCAGCCCGACCAAACCGGUACCGAGACAGAACCGGAGGGCCGAGCCCGGGGGGUUCGGGCCCGGCUCCGGGCCCGGUCCGGCCCAGGAGGACGACCCCGGCAGGAACCUGCUGUUCCUGGUGUCUCCGUGUCCCGGUCCCGGGUCAGAGACCCCGCUGGACGAGGACUGGGUCCUGCCCCGGAACCUGAACCACAUGCUGGUCCAGAGGAGGGUCAGCCUGGUCUGGCUGGACAGCAGGUCCCGGGACCAGGUGGGGGUCUGCCAGGACCAGGUGGGGGUCUGCCAGGACCAGCUGGGGGUCUGCCAGGACCAGGUGUGUGAGGUCCUGGCCCCGGGGGGGGCCCGGCUGGUCCCCUUGGUGGCGCUGCUGGACCUCUGCUGCAGCUACGAGUCGGACCCCCGGCUCCGGAGAGACGCCUGGGGGUUCAGGUCCAGCGUGGGAUUCCUGCUGUCUCCGGAGAGGCCCUACGGCCGGGCCUUCCCUGCCCGGGGGGGAGUUCUGCAUUGGAGCCCAGAACCAGGUUCGGUGGUUCAGGUGUCGGUGGUCCUGGACCCGGUGGUCCUGGACCCGGUGGUCCUGGACCCGGUGGUCCUGGACCCGGUCUCCAGCGGACAGACCCGUCUCCUGGACCCGGUCUCCAGCAGGCAGACCCGUCUCCAGGACCCGGUCCAGGUCCGUCUCACGGCGGUGCUGCAGGACUGGGACUCGUCCUCACUGACGCCGGCGUCCUCCGAGUCCUGGCUGCUCCGGGGCUGCGGCGGCGCUGACCCGGCAACCUUCCAGAACCUGCUGAGGGAGCUGGCCGCCCACCGGGCCCACAUGCUGGCCGAGGUGGACGUGGGGGGGCUGCUGUGCUCGGCCGUCCUGGCCCCCCUGUCCCAGUCCACGGCCCUGCUCACCGUCCUGCAGCCGGCCGUCCCUCUGCAGGACACGCCGGCCGUCCCUCUGCAGGACACGCCGGCCGUCCCUAUGCAGGACACGCCGGCCGUCCCUCUGCAGGACACGCCGGCCGUCCCUCUGCAGGACACGGCCGUCCACGGCUCCAUGGACGGCAGCGCCGCCGAUCCGCCGGCCGACCUGCCCGCCGUGGUGAGCAGCGUUCUGGGAGUCGUGUACGACAUCAUGGACCAGGACAGCCACGCCCUCGAACCGGACCCCCCGGUCCCCGACUGGGCCCUGCAGGAACUCAACCACGGCCCCCCCAGCAGCAGCAUCCUGGAGACCUGGUUCCCUCAGUCCGACCAAUCAGGAGUCAGCUCUCACCUGAUGGAGUCGCUCAGGGUGCUGCACGCCGCCCCCCAGCCCGGACCAGAGGACGCCUCCCUCCUGCAGCAGGACCUGGUCUCCGGUCUCUCAGACCUGUACCGGCUGUCCCAGGACGGCCAGGACAAGACGGGCCGCAAACGCUCCGCCCACAUCACCCCCGUGAAGCAGAGGAUGAAGACCAUGAGCCGCUCGCUGCAGAUGCUGAACGUGGCCCGGCUCAACGUCAAGGCCCAGAAGAACCAGCCGGAACCAGAACCGGGCUCCGAGAAGCCCAGGAGACGCUCCGGGGACCGGGCCAGGCGGGGCCGGACCGGCGCCAGCAGUUUCUCCAGCGAGGACGAGCUGCUCGUCCACCUGAGGACGGUCUACCAGAAGACCCUGGAGACGGAGACGGACGUCUCGCUAACGACAGCCGUGAAGCAGCUGGUGGAGACGGCAGAGACAUUCUACACCGCCCAGGACGGACAGUCCCGGGCCUCGUCCUUGGUCCAGAAGCACCUGCUGAAGACGGGCCGGUCCCUGCGGCAGCAGCACGGCGCCGGCGCCGACGUCCAGGGGAAAGUCCGAGAGUGCCAGAUCCAGGCGGCCUUGAGGCUGCAGCUGUGCAGCGUUGCCGCGGCGACGCCGCCCACCGACACGCUGGACGCCGAGCAGAUGGCAGAGGAGGCGGCUGAGAUGCUGCGGAUCAUCUCCCUGACCAGAGACCCCGUCUACCUGUCACGUUUCCUGCAGGACGAGCUGCUGCCGGGGUUCCUGGCCGCGGCCCCCAGGGUCCUGGCCGACAUCUACCACAGCCUGGGCUCCGCCCUGCCGCCGGCGCUGCUGGCCGCUCUGCCCCCGGGCUUCCUCAGCGACGACUCGGUGGCCCGGGACAGCGUCUCCCCGCCGGCCCCCGGGCCGCCCGGGCCCCCGGCCCCCGGGACCGGCCCGGCCCCGGAGGACGGCCUGCAGGACCUGCGGGAGUCCAGCAGGAGGAGGACCGGGAUGUUGACCCGCCACCGCAGCAUGACGGAGUCGUCGCAGAGCUUCCGCCAGAUCCAGGUCCCCAAGAAGACCCGGUCUAAACCUGCGGUGUCUAAACCCUUGAAGUCUGCUGGGCCGGAGGAUCCGGGUCCAGGUCCAGGUCCCGGUCCCAAACCGCCCCCUCAGAAACAGGAAGCAGAGGUGACCAGGGUGAGGAGGAACCUCUUCAACCAGGAACUGACUUCUCCCUCCAAGAGGAGGAAGCUGCCGAGGAGCCAGUCGGUGUCGGCCGUGGAGCGGAUGAAGAAACGCAAGCGGUCUGGGGACGGAGAGCGACACCAACUCCUGACGGAGCAGGUCUGCGAGACGCCGCUGCACAAACAGGUGUCCAGCCGCCUCCGGCACCGGCAGCAGCUGGGCAGGUCGGCCGAGGCCAGCGAGGGGUCGGUGGUGGAGGAAUCUCCGCUGAAACCUGCAGACCUGCGGCGGAGCCCACGGGUCAGGCCGGUUUCCCGAAGACACACCUUCUACUCCAGCUCUCAGGGCCGGUCCCGCAACCUGGACCGGGCCCUGUCCUCCUCCCAGCUCCUGGACCGGGCCCCGUCCUCCUCGCAGCUCCUGGACCGGGCCCCGUCCUCCUCGCAGCUCCUGGACCGGGCCCCGUCCUCCUCGCAGCUCCUGGACCGGGCCCCGUCCUCCUCGCAGCUCCUGGACCGGGCCCCGUCCUCCUCGCAGCUCCUGGACCGGGCCCCGUCCUCCUCGCAGCUCCCCCAGCUCGGACCCAGACAUCUCAGACCCCGUGACGCUAAAGCGCCCUGGUCUCCCAUGCGUCUACUGUUCGGAGCUGCUGAUUCUCCCGUACGUCCCUCCAACCAGCCUGGGGGGACCGGCAGGACCAGCAGGGCCAGCAGGAGACCGUCCACCGACUCCAGCGUCUUUGAGAGUCCAAACAAAAUCCCGGAGACGCCCCCCAGAAAACACACCCCCCUGAAGACCCCCCUGAAAACCCCCCUGAAGACCCCCCUGAAGACGCCCCUGGAGAGUCCCCUGAGGGGGAUCCUCCGGAGUCCCCUGAGGACCCCCCUGAAAACCCCCCAGAAGAGUCCCCUGAAGACCCCCCUGAAGAGUCCCCUGAGGGGGAUCCUCCGGAGUCCCCUCAAGGCUCCGGUGCAGCCCGACCCCUCUUCUGGAUCAGGUCUUAGCAGUCCAGUUUCCAAGACCCCCAAGAAGAGCGUGACCUGGUCCCCGUCUCCCAAGAGGUGGAGACCAGUGGAGGCCGGUGGAACCUUCAAGGUGCCGGAGUCCCCUAGCGCCGCCCCCCUCAGUUCUCCAGGACCCGUGAGGACCCCCAGUCCUGGACACAUGGACCCUCAGGUGAACCUGAUGAGGAUCCCACGCGCCCUGCUGACCCCAGAGAAGGGGGUUCUGGAGGCAACCAGGUCCGGUGAGGGAAAGAGCUUUGGACCUGACCAGGGCGAGGUCCAGGGCGAGGCCUCGUCCCCCUCCGAGACGGACUCCAGUGUCCAGACCGGGUCCCAGACCGGCGAGUCCUCGCAGGACCGCUCCGCCAGCACGGAGGACGACAGUCUGGACAUCGUGGACGCCGCCGUGGUGAAGACGCGCUUCAGCGGCGGCUUGACCAUGAACAUCAGCUUCUCCAGGAAGCCCUCGUGGUCCGAGACGCGCUCGCCCACCCGGGUCACGCCCACCCGCGGCGCCGCCGGACGGACCUACGGCUUCCGCCAGACCCCCGACCGCCAGCAGAGGGAGGCGGCGGCCCGCCUGGGCUACGACUCCCCGCGGGUCUCCACCCCCCGGGGUCCCCGGCCCGGCGGGGCCGCCGCCGGGGCCGCCCUCACCUACCAGGUGGAGAUGGAGAUGCAAAGCUCAGGAAUCCCCAAACUCAAGAUCAAGCGCACGGACUCCCUGGUUGGCCGGGACGGCCCCCCGGAGGACGGCCCCCCGGAGAAACCCCGCCCAGAACCCCCCGCGGCCCUGGUACCCCGGCCCAGGGACUCUGGCUGUGUCUCCCCGUCCGUCUGCGCCCACGUGACCCCGGCCAAGGCGGCGCCCGGGCCCGGCGGCGGCGGCGUGCAGACGUACAUCUGCCAGUCCUACACCCCCACGCGCCACGCGGCCCCCACGGCGUCCCCGGUCCCGACCCCCGACCCGGGGCCCGUGACGCCGCCGGACGGCCUCAACAGCUGGCCGCGCAGGAAGAGGGCGGUGAGGGGCAUUGUGGGUAAGGAGCGCGGGCCGAGGGCGGAGCUACUGCUGGAGGAGGCGGAGCUCGGCGUGGGCCGCCUGCAGGACCCGGACCAGCCGGACCCGGGUUCCCCGCUGCAGGACCUGGACUGGAUGGAGGCCCUGGGGGACGACCCGGUCCGGUUCUGCCAGACCGGCCCCAAGUCCACUGUGACUCCGCCCCCCUGCAAGGCCCGGAGGCCCGUGACGGCCAGCGGGAUUCUGGCGCUGACCCGGUCUCCGCUGCUGUUCCAGACCAGAACCAGCUCGGCCCGCAAGAGACCUGCCGGUGAAACUUCUCCGCUGACGGGACCAGAGGGGGCGGAGCCGUCCCCCGUCCAGCCAAUCAGACGCUCCAGAACCGGGACGAGCUACAGCAGGAAGAGACUCCUCCAGUAGGGCGGGAGGGGCGUGGCCUGCGCGGCUGGGGGCGUGGCCUGUGCUGACCCCGCCCCCAGAACUGUUUUUUCUGAUGUUCAGUUUAGAUGAAGUUGGAGUUUUGUACCAAACUAUAAAUGUUUAUUUAUUUGUUCUGAUGAAUCUGUUUUAAAUCUGUUUAAAU